AUUCUGUAACGGUUCUAACAGCUGGGAGCAGGUGGUGCAGCUGAGUCCUCUGCUCUGGCUCUGGGAUCUGCUACCCUUGCCCUCAGUGGCUCAGCUCUUCCAGUGCCUAGGGAGGCCCCUCCCACUGGCGCACCGGGAGCUGUCUUCUGCCACGUCUUUCCGCUAGGUGGUUGCCAGCCUCCACUCUGAAGUUUUCCUCAUGUGAACACAGUUUUUCCAAAGAUUUUGCAAGCGUGUAUCGGUCUCUGUGUUAAGUGACUGGAACUGAGUCUAAGUUCAUUCACGACAGGGAGCGCUCCGCAAUGAAACCUCAUUCACAGACCAGUCCCCCUUCCCUUCCCAUGCCUUCUACAUCCUGCAGGCCAGGUCAGACCCAGAAGCCAAAAGCCUGGAAUUGGCAUUUGGACCCCGAGCUGUGGGCAAGAUCUGUUCGACAGCAAUUGAAUACCUGCCUCCACUUUAUUCUGGAAGAGAAGAAAAACCCAUGGUUUUAUACCCUUCAGUCUGGGCUCGUUGGAUGUAGCUGCAGCGGACAAGAACACUCUUGGGACUGUCAAAUGAAACAGGAGGAUCUCAAGGCAGUGGUUGAAUCAGAGCAGCGGACACUGCUGAAGCUGCUGCUGUCUGAGCUUCAGUCUCUGUUCUCAGCUGUGAUGCAGGAUGGCAGUUGUGAAGCUUGGCGCUAUCUGCAUGCAGUACUGGGCCUGUUGCCUCCAUACCGUGAGAUGCUAGCUGGUCAACUCGAGUUGCUGCCCUUCCUGGAGCAGCUGUACUGCUGGGCACCCAAGGUCCAAGCCCGGCUAGAGCUGGACCUGCUAGAUGCCAUAGACAAGGCCUUUCCCCCAGACAGUUCUUUGUUACAUAGUUCUUCCCAUGUUGACUGUGGUCUAUGGAUGAAGAGGUUUCAUCGAGGGCCUCCAUGCUCAGCAUGCCCUUUUGUGAAGGCCCAGUGGGACCGGCAACAAAAAAAGGAAUUGGCCACGUGGCUCCGACCAUUGACACUGCCUGAGCUACAGCACUGUCUGGGCAUUGUUGGUGCUGAGGUGGCCCUAGAAGAGACCCCAUGGCUGGACAGCCUUAGUCUUUUGCCCUUGGCACUGGCUACAGACAUCCCUGUACAGUAUGAAAGCAGUGAUACUGAGCAGGCAGAAGGCGAACCUGCUGGGAGAAAACUUCAGGUUGCCUCUGAAGCUCCUGAGGAGAAGGCCCUCAAGAAGAAAAGCUCUAGGACUCCCGUCUUGAGAAGUCAGGUGAAAUCCCUUCUGGAGAGAGACUGGACCCAGAAGAAGAUCCACUUCCUUUAUCUCAAUGUGGUUUCUGAUCGUCACUUUAACCCUUACAAGCUGGUGGCAGUGCCACCAGACAAGGUGAAUCCUGAGCACUACAUCUUCUCUCCCUUUGGGAUCCUGCAUAUACAUCCUGUGGAGGGCAGUGAGGCAAUGACACUGGGCACUUGGCACCGAGACUGUGCUCUCUGGCGUGAGCUCCAGCGCAUCCCAUUCUUUAAGAAUUGCCUCUUGCGAAAGGCGUUGACCUGUUGGAAGAAAAAUGUGAGGUUGUGUGGGCUGCAUCGGAUCCAGACUUUCUUGAAGACUCAUCUGCUCUCGGCUAUUCCUCAUUUUGGAGCUGGGAUGCUCCAUAUUAACAGGCUUCUUCAAGAGUUUCGUUCUGUGUCCUGGCUACCCAAAGAGCCAGAUAGGUCCUAUGAGCUGGUGGACCUGCAGAAGGCAAUAGCCAAAGAGAACCACAAGGCUCUUCGAGUGCUCUGUCACUUUCUGAAUCUCUGUACAUCCAUUCUUCAACUGAUUCAUGAAGACACAUAUCAAAUGCAACAGGGCCUGCAGGAGAGAGUGCAAAACUGGAACAGGAUCAGGAAAGGCCAAGGCUCCAUAUACCUUCAGAGGACGCUGUGCAGACAUCUGGAGAAGAAGCUGAAGCAGGCCGAAACAUGGUUGUUGAAGUUGGGAAAGUUUGCCCGCCUGAUUGACUACAUGAUUUGUCAGAACCUUGUAUCCAUCUUAGAAGAUGAAAUAUCUUCCUUUAUAGCUAAUACUCUGCAAGCCCCAAGGCAAAACCCCUUUCUCUUAUCACAGCUGGUCUUUGAUGACAAUGGUCAGUUGUCACCUAUGCCCCGUGUUGAAUCUAUAAUCCAGGGUCUCAUUAAGAGCCUGCAGUCUAUCAAGACCUCUGCCUUAAAGGUACUGCAGUCUACAGAUCUGAGGACCUCCAGAGAUCUCCUGUAUUCUGAAGACAACAAAGACCAGGACUCAAAUGCAGAAUUCCUGAUGCCCAAGUUUCAUGGAAAGGCCAGCGAUGCUGUUCGCCUCUUCUGUGGCCCUAACGUAGGAUACGUGUGGCCUUGGAAGUCUCAUGCAAUUACUGAUGUCCUGGAAGUCCGUGGGCACAAGCUACGGGGUCAGUUUCUGCACCCCAAUUAUGAUCAUGUGCAGGAGGACUUGGACAAGAAUGCUGGAAUCCAACAGGCACUUGCUGUACAACAGUCACUCUUGGAGGACAUGAGGCAGGAGGUGCAGGAAUUCUGCAAUAAACACAAGUGGGUAGAAGGCAUCUAUGAGUUCCUGAAAGCCUGGAGCUCUCAGAAGCUAGAGGACCUGAGAGGCUCUCCUAUUAACAAUUAUGUAAAUCUGGUAAUCCAACUGAAAAAGUGGCAGGAACGUGUCUCCAAUAUGUCUGUCGAAUUACUGACAAAAGGCAAGUUGCUGUUCCUGAGUGGCCAUGAUGUUCAAGAAGAGUUGGGAUCCAAGUUAAAUAACAUGAGGAAGAACAUUCUUGAACAGGCGCAAAAUGAAUGCUGGAGCCGUAAUCAGCAGCUGAUGACAGAACUGACAGAGUUCUUGCGGGUCUUCCAAACCAUCAGCUCAGACAUCCAUGCCAUUGCACAGUGCUCCCAGAAACUAAGUGAAGCCAAUGAGCAAUACUGCCAGCUAGAGGAGCGAGUGGAAUAUGUCCGAUCACUCCAUGACCUCAUCCGAAACCACUGUGCCCUCUUCAUUGCUGAGAAUGAGACUCUAGACAUUGCGCUUCUAGAUUUAUGGGAGGCAUUUCAAUUUGAAAGAAGCCAGGUUUCAGAGUUCCUGCUCAGCAAGCAACAUGCCAUUGUGCCCAGGCUGCAGCAGCUGAUGGCAGCAGCAUUGGCAGAGCUGGAAGGCCUGCUAGCGAAGGCACUGUCUGGUCCCUUUAUGGAUCCUUCACAAGAACAGAGGAGCACUGAGCAACAGCUUGGUGCCUUGGAGCAUCAGUUCCUGAAUAUACUCAAUAACUUCAAUGCCCUAUGCAAUGCUUACUGCACCUUCACUGGGUAUAAGAAGCCUAUGUCUCCUCCUGCUUCUGGGAACCGGCCUAUAGUACUGCAGCAGCGCAUCUGGCGGCUUUACCGGAUCAUCUCUGAAAACCUGGGCGAGUGGAAAUGCGUGGCUUUUAGCAAGUUCAACCUUUCUAUGGCCCGGGAGAAGACCGAUGCCUGGCUGACAGAGGCUGUAAGGCUCAGCACAGCCCUGGGGCUGCAAAGCCCUGUGCUACAACGCUGUAUGCGCAUGCUAGAGGAGUUUCGAGCCUAUCUGCCUUUGCUUAUUAAGCUGGGCAACCUCCAGCUGCAGGACCUUAAUACUCAAUCCCUCUUGAGAGCAUUAGGGCUGGGUAGUCUACGAAGCUUGGACCUCCUUACACUGGGCCAGAUGCUCAAUUAUCCACUGCUGGAAUUUGCAGAACGAAUCAAUCAGGUCUGGCAGUACGAUAAGGAACGGAUUCAUGCCCAAGAGAUCCUACAGCAGAUGCAGCAGUACUGGGAGGGGCGCCAGCUGCGCCUGCUCAACUUCAUCCUGCAUGUGCCCUACAAGCCCCCAACCUCAGAGCGCUCUAAAAGGCCAGCACUCCGAAGCCCCCAGUGGGAGUUAGUGGGCAAAGAUAGUGGCACCUUCCUCCUCUCAGACUACAGCAGCCUGCAAGAUGCCAUCCAGAACAGUCUCCAGGCUCUAUUCAAGAUCCUAGCCAUCCAAAAGUCAGGACAGUUGCAUAAAAUAGCUUUAGAAUGGGUAGCCAUCAUGUAUGGCCUGGGUGCCCUGCUGGAGGUAUGGGUGGCUUUCCAGCAGAAGUGGAUUUUUCUGAAUAAAGUGCUACAUGAGAUGAAGAUCGAGUUUCCUGCUCCUGAGCUGAAUGCUCGUUUCAAGGCCAUGGAUGAUCAGUAUCGGACUCUAAUGCGCAUCUCUGUGGCUGACCCAAUGGUUCUGUCACUUAUACUGCCCAACACCAAGAGGAGCCCUUACUUCCAAGGCCAGCAUCUACAGCAAAUGCUGAAAGCAGGAUCAGGAGAGCUGGAGGCCAUCAUCAUGGCUCUGGAGGAUGUCCUCUAUGGGGUAUGUGCCAACUUCCCCCGCCUCUUCUUCCUCAGUGACAGUGAACUGGUGGCCCUGUUGGCUGCCCCUCUAGAUACCCGCGAGGCCCAGCUAUGGGCACAGCGUUGUUUUCCUCACAUUAAAGCUGUGAACUUCAGGUCCAAAUCAACUAAAAAGAAAAUUAACCAGGAUUCAAGCUCAAGUACAGAGAGUGCGGAGACAAUUGCUGUGCUAGCGGCAGGUGGAGAGGAAGUGAAGCUUCAGGAACCCCUUCCUCUACAUACAGAUCUUCCUAAGUGGCUAGCCUCUUUGGAGAAGUGUCUGCGGUUUAUAAUAGUGAACCUGCUGCAGAGCUGUGUGGCCACCCGCCUUGCUCAAGGCCCAUCCCUCAUUAAGGCUUUGAAGGCAAUGCCUCAACAAAGACAGAUGCCCAUGCAAGUGUAUGUCCAGCACUGGCUAGAUGCAGUCCAAGUUUUUCCAUGGCAGUGUAUACUGGUGGCAGAGGAGGUGGUGUGGCGAGCUGAGAUGGAGGAGGCUUUGCUUGAGUCAAGGACUAUGCACAUGCGUUCCGUACAUGUACACAAUCUUGAGGUACUGGUGCAAUUUAUACGCUCUCAGAGGAGCUCUCAGGAUGGGAAGUCUCUGCCUUCUGUUCGCCAGACUAGUCUAUUCAGUACCCUGCUGGUCAAGGCAGUGACUCAUAGGGAUAUAGCCCAACUCCUGGAGAAGAACCAAGUCAGUGAUCUGACAGACUUCCACUGGGUCCGCCAACUUAAGUAUCACCUGGGUUCAUCUCACUUGAACCUCAAAAGCCCCGUGCAGUGUCUUACAACUAUUGCAUCUACUGAGCCCUCUGUGUCACCCGCUGCAUGCUGGAUAGAUGUGCUCGGCCGGUCCUUCAUGUACAAUUAUGAGUACAUGGGGCCCAAACUGGGGCCUCUACCUAGCCUGAUGCAUGAGCGUCAAGUAUUUAUUCUCUUAAUGGCCUUAGAUGAGGUGGCCUAUGGGGCCAUACUUGGCAGGGAUGGUCUGGGCAAGGCAGAAACUGUGAAUAGCCUGGCAUGGACCCUGGGCCGCCAGCUGGUAAUAAUGCCCUGCUUGCCCCAGAUAGAGUUCCAAUGUCUGAGAAAUUAUCUGAAUGGUGCCCUUCAGAGUGGUGCCUGGCUGCUGUUAGAGAAUGUUAACCAACUACCUUCUAGCCUGCUCUCUGCCCUGGGCCAGCGUCUGGAUGAACUGCACUAUCUUUAUGCCCCACUAUAUCAGAAAGCUUCCAAAAACAUAAGUACCAUAAACCCUACUAAACCCCUACUCCUUGGUGGUGGUUUCUUUGAGAAGCAUCAAGUGUCUAUGCGUCUUGGCUUUGGCUGUUUCUUGACACUUCAUUCCCUGGGUCCUGAUAUACCUGCCAAUCUGCAUCUGCUACUGCGUCCUGUGGCAUUGGCACUGCCUGACCUUCAGAGAGUGGCAGAGCUGAACCUGCUGGGAGCAGGGGUACAAGAUGCCUCCCAAAUGGCUUCUCGCCUAUCUAAAUUAUUUUCCCUAGAACGUGAGCUGGUGUCUGGGAACUUGCCCUGCCGCUUGCCACUGCUCAAGCAGGUACUGGAACACACAAUACAGACACUAAAUACAUCCCAAGAAAAGAAGUCCCAGCAGCCCUACGACCCCGCUGCCUCUGAGGAGGCUGCCCUACUGCGUGCCCUGUUGCAUUCACCACUGUUCAGCAUUCUCGAUGGCCUCCGUCUACAAAAGCUCCAAGAACUGCUCUGUGGGAUUUUUCCUAAUGCUAGCCAUGUGCUGGCUGAGCCUGUGUCCCAUAGACUGAUUAAAUCAGUAGUGGUGGAAGAACUCCAGCAGUUAGGCCUAUUUCCUGCCUCUAACACGGUGACAUCUCUGGAGCAGCUGAGUCAGGCCCUGAGCCGGGCCUCUGGCAUUCUGCUCCUGGGCCCUGCAGGCAGUGGCAAGAGUACUUGUUGGAGGAGCUUAUUUAAGAUUCAGAAUCGGCUGGCAGCCAUGGAACACACCUCAACCAAGGGUUUCCAAUCUGUGGAAAUUGUCCACCUAUACCCUAGUGUGCUCAACUCCAAAGAAUACCUAGGGUGGUCAGAAGGUCCCUCCUGGCACUAUGGCAUCUUUCCUAAGCUCCUUCAUGCUGCCCCUUAUUGUAAGAGUGUGGGCUCAGAAGAGCCGUCAGAGAAAUUCACAGGGAUCCAGCAAUGGAUAAUAUGUGAUGGGGCCCCUAAUCAUGCAUGGACAGACUCUGUCACUUGCCUUCUGAGGGACCCUCCUCAGCUGAGUCUCCCAAAUGGGCAACAGAUAGCACGACCCCUAGGUACUUUUUUCUUGAUAGAGGUGGCAGAGGCAGCAGGCAUGUCUCCUACUGUGUUAGGCCGGUGUGCUCUUGUCUGGUGUAGUGGGGAACAGACUUGGCAUUCCAUGCUUAGUGUCUUGAUGGCAUCUCUGCCACAUGAAUACCACCUACAGCAAGAGACAAUCACUGAGUUCAACUACUUAGCUGAAGUGCUGGUGCCUUCAGUGCUCCGAUUCCUUACCCGCAUAGGUGCCAGUUCUCAGCUACAGGUACAUGGGCAUCAAGCUGUUUGCCCGGGUGUGGCAGAAGUCACCAGCCUGGUCCGUAUCUUGCGUGCUCUACUUGACCCCCUUCUACACUUAUUCGAGGAAGAGAAGUCAUACACCAAAGAGGACUUUAGUGGCAGUGAUCUUGUGACCCAAAACUUCAAAUCUUCAAAAACCAGGGUCCAGUCUGACCGUGUCAAUGUGAAUAAAAAGCAGAGAAGACAUUUGCUGGCUAUCAGCAGCUUUCUUUUUGCCAUAAUCUGGAGUUUUGGAGCCCACCUUCCCUCCAGACACUGGCCUCUCUUUGAUGACUUCAUGAAGAAGUCUAUUAGUUCCCUGCCCAACUACCCUGAGCCACCUCCUUCAGCCUUGGUGUUUGAUCUACAUGUAAACUUUGAAGAUGGGACACUGGUCCCCUUCACUGGCCAGUAUCUGAGCACCCAUGUCAAAGGAAAUCUGGGUUCUUUCCAGCCCUCUUCUCAGACUGAACAGCUUUUGUAUGUGGUGGACCUGCUUCUGUCAAAUGGACAGCCAGUGCUGCUUGCUGGAGAGAUAGCAACGGGAAAGUCAGCUUUUGUGGAGGUGCUGGUGAAGCCAAAUUACCCUGUCAUUCACAGUCCCAUUCACCCUGCCUUAAAUUCUACUCACCUUCGUCACCUGCUGAGCAGAGGAGUCCAUGGCCAAACACAAGCCAGUUCAAUUCCUGGGCAUCACCAGGACUCCAAAGGCUCCAUCCUUUUUCUGAUGGAAGAUCUGCACCUGGCUACUUUUGAUCCAGAGAAGAACUGCCAGCCAGUGCUGGAGACUCUGCGGCAGGCAAUGGAAGGCACCAUCUAUGCCCACAACACCUUGGAAUUACAGACUCUGCAGACUACAGUCAACUUCCUUGCCACUGCUACAGUGCCAGGCUACUCUGAGCGCCCGCUCUGUCCACGUCUCUACCGACUCUUCACAGUGCUGGCCCUGAACAGCAUGACUCAGGACACCCUGUUGAGCAGGCAUGUCCCUAGUAUUCAAGCCUGGCUUGAGCGCUUCCCUUCUGUGGAGCGGGAGCACACUCUGGCAAGAGCCCUUGUCAGGGCUUCAGUGGAGGCGUGGGAGGCUGUGUGCAAGUGUUUCAUGCCUUCACCCCUCCGCCCACACUACCGCUUCUCCCCACAUUCUGUGAGCCACAUUUUGGGAAGCCUGCAGCUGCUGCCUACCAGAAUGGGUUCACGAGGUUUUGCAGAGACUUUCCAUCACCAGGAGUAUCUGCGACGGGUAUCCGGCUUGCGUGGAACUCGCCUGACUAUCAUGAUGUCUAUGCGUGUCAUGGUGCGUCUUUGGUUGCAUGAGGCACAAAGAACAUUUUGUGACCGGCUGGACAGCGAUAGGGAACGUUCCCAUUGUGCUAAGCUGCUUCUAGAAGUAGCUCAGAAUGUCUUCUGUGGUGGGCCAGGGUCUGAGUCCUUGGCCAAGGACUGUGAGGAAGAGGAGGUGGAGGAGGAGAAAGUGCCUGAAGUAGAAUCUGAAGAAGAAAUAGCCCAGUGGGAGACCUUAAGCAACAGUGACAGUGGAUCAGAGGAAGAGGAGGAUCCAUAUGGCCUUCAGGCCACCACAGGCUCAUUCCUCAGUGAGAACAGUCUAGCACCAUUCCCCAGAAAGUCAGUAAACAAGGAGAACACAGAAAAUGUAAGUCAGAUGGCCGAGCAGGAGGAAGAUAUAAGGGAUUCUAGCAGUAAGCUCCAGUCCAAGACACCCAAGCAUGAGUGGCAGAUGGCACCCCAGAUGGACUUAAGUUUACCUUUGUUGCUACCGGUGCUAUUGUUCUAUCCCCAGGAGAGUCCCUCAGACCUGGUGUUCAGUCUGGAGCUUACACUGGGAUCUAACUUUGAGAGUCCCAACUUGUACCUGGAACGGCAGUGGGAAAACCUUGAAAAGCAGUUGGUUGCCACAGCUGUUCGGCUGAAGAUGAACUCUGGUUUUUCCCAGUGCCCUGUGAUGGUCCAGCAUGUAGCUCACCUGGUCAGAGUCCUGGCUAGGCCCCAGCAGCAUGCUCUAUUGCUCUCAGAAUUCCGGGGUACUGGGCGCUAUACAGCCAUCAUCCUGGCUUCUAGCAUUUGUCAGGCUCACCUUCAUUAUUUAUCGGUCGAAUCAGAGGAAGCUAUUUUCCAAUGUCUCCGAGAUGCCAGCUGGCAUGCUGGCCUGUUAAACCAGCCAGUGGCUCUUUUGGUGCCUGAAGGAGUGAAUGUUGCUAUCUUUUGCCGACUAUUGGCCCUGGCAACCUCAGGUAGCUUCCCUGACCAGUACACAGAAGCAGAUCUGGAUAACAUCGAAGAGCACUUCCCCAAGGAGAACAUUGCGAACAAACAUGCCAUUAAGAGGGACACAAUACUGAAUAGGUUUUACCAGCAAGUGUGUAACAACCUCCACAUGUUCUUCAUGGUGGGAGAUAACCAAGCCCAAAAUCAGCUGGCCCCUACCCUUUUCCUGAAUCUCCUUCAAUUGACCAUUGCCAGUGUUGAACGCUAUGAACCCUGGGACCAAGCUUCUCUGGUCAGGAUUGCUCAAUUCUGCCUGGAGAAUGAUCACAGUCUACCUCUUGAUGAUGGUUCCUUGAAGUACCCAGAUUUCAAGCACUUAAUUCCUAAUGUGGCCAACAUCAUGGCUCGCAUCCAUGUUUCAUCUGCCUGUUACCAUAAACACAUGUGCCCUGCAUUGCCACUUGUCACCCCCAAGACCUUCCAGGACUUCUUGGAUAUGUUCCUGCAGCAACAGCAGCAGAUGGUCCUGCAGAUGAGGAUGAGGGCCAGUCGCAUUCAGACUGCCUUGAAGACUCUGAGGCUGAUGGUUGAGAGGCACAGUACCCAAACCAGCCUGCUCACUGACUUGGAAGCACAGCUAAAAGGCUCCUACAAAAGUGUUGGUAUAUGUCAAGGCCAACUCGAGCAAUCCAAGAUCAUGUACAGGCAGAAGAUGAUAGAAUGCCAACAUCAGGAGAGCCUCAUUGAGAAUCUGGUCAGGCAGCAUGAUGCCCUAAAGGCUCAACAGGAGGUUUUCCUGGAGCAGAUGGGCAAGGCAUUUGUAGGUCCUUUGAGCCAGCUGCGGGUGGCUGACUUUGAGGAGAUAAGAAGCUAUCGAGCCCCACCAGAGUCUGUAGUCAAGGUGACAGAUGCAUUGUGUGACCUGUUCCACCAAGAGACAGGCUGGUCCAGUGCCAAGCAGCUGUUAUGUACUGAAGACUUUUAUCAGGAGCUGGUAUUCUUCCCCAAAGAGAAGCUGACGGACUCAGAGUUGGUCAAGUUAAACGAAGCUCUAAGGGCUCCAGGUAUGAGUGAUGCAGCCUUGAGGUCAGUAAGCAUUCCUGCAGCAAACCUGGCAGUCUGGCUCUGGGCGGUCCUGCGCUAUGGGUUGGCACAACGCCGAGGAUUGCCCACUGGCCUGCUGCUGCGGCAGGUAGAUGCAACACUGGCUCGGGAGCAGGCACGCCUUGGCCAGUUCCAGUUUCAGGCCCAUGAUCUGCUAGAGCAAACUCGGUCUUUGACUAAAAAGCUAGAAGAUGCCCAAGUCAGCCAUAACCAUGUAAUGGAGACCCUCAAUCAGGCACAAUGUGGAAACUUUCAGAAAUGGCCCAUGGAGUCCGCACUGCUCACGCCCAUGCACAUGUGGACAACACAGCUCCAGAAGUUGCAGGAGCAAGCCAAGACUGUGUUUGGAGAUGCACUCUUGUGCUCAGCUGCCAUCAUCUAUCUGGGUCCCUUCCCACCACAGAGGCGUCAAGAACUGCUAGAAAAGUGGCUAUCUCUGUGUCAGGGCUCUGAGGAAGCCCUAGACCCAGAUGAUGUGGCACGGGCACUGAGGCAGAAAUCUGUUGGGGUACCAAAGAACCCUCUGCUGCCCACACGUACUCCCUUCAGUAUUUUGACCUUGCUGAGCUAUGGAUCUGAACUGCACCAGUGGGAUCGAGACCUGAAGCCCCAAGCAAAGUCAGCCCGUCUGCUAGGCCUGCUGCUGCGAAGCCACAUCCAUUUCAGCAGUUCCCGUUGGCCUUUGCUAAUUGACCCCAGCAACCAGGCCAUCAUGUGGUUGAAUCCACUACCUCCAAAACAGAACAGGUCGUUGGAACCAUCUCCCAAAGAGAGCAAAGAAAAGUUCCAUGUGACAAAACAAGACAGUGGGGAUAAUACAGAAGAUGAACUGGAAGAUGAGAACAAUGAAGAGGAAGAUGAGGCCAAUGAGCAAAGAAAAGAGCAGAAAGCAGAGGAAAACAAGAUUCAGGGAGAGAACGAGCAGGAAGUACAAGAAACAGAAAAAGAGAAUGAGCCAGAGAGCUCAGGCUCACACUCAAGUCUCCCUUCUGAGACUCAGUCUCUGCCCUCCUGCCUCACUGUGCUCUCAGGCACUGACCCAGAGUUGGGUCCCCAGCUCCUGGAGGCAGCUGCCAAUGGCUUGCCUGUGCUCUUGACCAAUGUGGAGCUGAGCCUAGGGUGCCAAGAACUUCAAUGGCUGUUGUCAAAGAAGAAUCUGAGUCCACCCUCCGUGCAGCCUGGCUUCUGUCUCUUUCUGAGCACUACCUUUCCCAUCCAUGCUUUGAGCCGAGUACUAGGUUUUGAAAUGCUGAAAGGGUUGAAUGUUCUGGAUCUGGGUCUGAACAUGGAAAUACUAGAAGAACAAAUGCUGCAUGAAAUCCUGUGCAGAGAGCGCCCUGAGCUUGAAACCCGCUGGCAAGAUCUCAAAAUCAGAGCAGCAGAUACCUAUGAAGCUAUGAAGGCUGAUGAGGAACAGUUGCUGGUGACAUUGCUACGUCAGAACCAAAAGCGUCAGAAACCAUCCAAGUUUUUGAGAAAAAUGGUGAGGACUCAGGCAAAGAUAUGUCAACUGAAUGCUCAAAUGGAAGAGCUAGAAGACCAGAAGCAGGAGGUGGUGGCAUUGUGGGCACCCUACCGGCCCGUAGCUUAUCAUGGAAUGGCUAUGGUAGAAGCUCUAAGCCCUCUACAGAACCUUCUGCCAUCUUUCUGUAUGACGUCAGAGAAUUGGUUGGCAGUCAUCAGGCGGGCUAUAGACAGUAUGAAGUCAUAUGACAGUUAUCGUGGAGAAGACUUGCCCAGCCAUCUGCUUCGGUUGAAAAUACACCUGGCCCGCCAGCUGCUGACCAACACUGUGGUUGCCCUAGGCUUGAUCCAAACACCCUUGGUGGGUGCCUUCGGUGCUUUGGCCAUGCUGCAAGUGACAACGAAGACACCAAAGCUAGAGAGAUUGGCAUUAUGGCCUGGACUGUCAGCCUCUCCCAGCUCAGGUCACAACAUGCAGAUCCCUGGUGUGAUUAGGCCAGCCUGGCUAAGUUCAAAAGCCUGGGAAGAAUGUGGAGCAUUGGAACUGUUGCCCCCAUUUGCAGGGCUGUGUGAAUCCCUGGCAGGUCACUCUGGUGUGUGGCAGGAUUACCUGUCACUAUCAUCCACUGUGCUAGGUCCUGCACCUGGUCCUAAUUCUGAGCCACUUAGCCUCUUCCAGAAGCUGAUUCUGUGGCGGGUACUGCGACCAGAUUGCCUGGCAGGUGCCCUAGCAGACCUCACCACCAGCCUAUUAGGUCGGCCACUAGAUGAAAACCUGGGUGCUCCUACCAUGAUCUUUGAACAUAUUCAGCCUACUCAGCCCAUACUGAUCUUGCUGCCACCACCUGGCCACCCUACAGCCACCCUGCAUCCUGUGACUGUUAUCCGGAAACUGGCUGCCAAUCACGAAAAGCCUCAGCAUCUACAUGUGAUAGCACUGGGCUCGGAAGACUGGGAUCCUGUAUCAACUGUAGUCAACACUCUAUGCCAGGCUAUGCUCCAGGGGCACUGGCUAGUGCUAGAUAACUGUCAUUUGAUGCCCUUUUGGCCAAGAGAGCUCUUACAGCCAUUGCAGGGACUGCUGGAUAGAGCCAGGGUGGUCUCAGACUCUGAACUGCUAGCUGAACCAGAGAGCAGGAGUGUGGUCACCGUCCAUAGAGAUUUCCGUCUUUGGCUGAUUGUGCCUACCGAGGCCAGUACUUCCUUGCCAGGGAUGCUGACCCAGAGCUCCAUGCCUGUUUUCUGGAAUCAGUCCUUAGAACUGGGCCGGAUCUUGAUCGACAGUUUGGAUUCCCAGCAAGGACUCUGCACACAACCUCUCACCCAGACACUGCCUUUAUUCUUCUUGCAUGGUCUCCUACUUCACAGACAGCUCUAUGGGUUAAAGCUGCAAGCACACAGGGGGCGCUGGAGUCAAGUGACCUUGACCAGGGCUCUUCAGAUCCAAGAGCAGCUGUGGGCUAGUCUCGGGAACCCCAGUGCUGCCUUGCUGGAGCUGACUGCUUCAGUUCUCUACGGAGGUUCUUUGGGGGACCUAGAGGACAGAGAGGCCCUGGUUAGCCUGACAAGAACCUGCCUAAAUCCCAGAAACAUGAACUGGGACCAGCCACAUACUCCCCAAUAUCUCCUGGCCACUCUGAUGCCCAGCCCAGAGCUAGGGGAACUGGAUGCCAGGACAGAUUGCAAGGCCCAGAUGCACCUACUGCCCACACCACCUGAACCUCGUACCUGUGGACUAAACGAAGCGCCCCAGGCCUGGCUGAUGAGACGCCAAAGUCGUGUUCUCCUGAAUGCGCUGCAGAAGUGUUCAUCCACGUGGGUUCCUACAGUUUGUGGAGGAAUUGCCCAGCGCAAAGAAAGGCAACUUCAGCAACGCCUGGCACAAGCCAAGAAGAGGCUGGUGGCACUUCAGGCUUUGCUAACCAACAACCGUAUUCGCUCAGGCCAGUGUGUCACCCCCUGGGCAGUGUUAGGACCCAAUGCCCGGCGACCUCUAGAGGGUUUCUUAGAGACCGAGGUGCUGGAACUGAAGCACCUGGUGGGUACACUGCUGUGUGACCUUGACUGCCUAUUGCAGCAGCUGAAGGGCGGGACCCCAUGCACUUCCAGUCGCUGCGCUAAGGUAGCCCAGGCUCUUUGGGCUGGACACCUACCUCAGCCUUGGAGAUCUCAUGCUCUUGCUGGUUCACAGCUUCCCUGGCUAUGGCUGCGGCAACUGUCCCGCCGUGGGCACCUGUUGAUUCGCUACCUGGACAGUGGCAUGAGCGAAAAUGCCAACAAACCAGAGCGCAUAUUUCACCUGUCGGCUUUCCGCCACCCUGGUCGCCUGUUGCUGGCAUUGCGUUGGGAGGCUGUCCUGGAGAACUCGGUGCACAACCCCAACCUUCCUGGUCACCAAGACUCUAUCUCUGGCAGUCUCCCACCUAAAUGGCAGGAGUUGAGCAAUCACCCUCUGCAUAUUUGGGUGGAGAAUGGUCCAAAUCCCAAAGUUCCUAAGAUGGGACUGCUGCUGACUGGGUUACAACUCCAGCAUGCCGAGUGGGACCAGACAGAUGGAGCCUUGCAGGACAGUUUUUCCAGCCAACCCUGCCCCCUGCCUCCUGUCAGCAUCAGCACACAAGCCCGGCGUGGCAAAGAUGCACCUGUCUCAGCUGGUCUGGGCAUGUACUCCUGUCCUGUAUACAUGACUGGGCCCUUUGGCACCACUAAGCUGCAUAGCAAGAACAUCCUGAUGCACCUGCCACUCCCCACAAGGCUCAGCCCUGACACAUGUAUUCAACGGAGAGUACAUGUGUGCAGCCCAACUUUAACCUGAGCCCUGACCAAAAUAAAGCUGUAGUGAUGUCAA
Mus musculus (house mouse) is the source of this 14585-nucleotide messenger RNA. RefSeq names its product dynein heavy chain domain 1 (gene Dnhd1). Bases 303 to 14552 code for a protein of 4749 amino acids. Gene Ontology annotation, cellular component: dynein complex; motile cilium; sperm flagellum. The transcript has 44 exons. Gene Ontology annotation, biological process: sperm flagellum assembly; microtubule-based movement. Lineage: Eukaryota; Metazoa; Chordata; Mammalia; Rodentia; Muridae. The record is from RefSeq and is marked validated. Gene Ontology annotation, molecular function: dynein light intermediate chain binding; ATP binding; minus-end-directed microtubule motor activity.